Molecule: messenger RNA, 3905 nt
Organism: Coccinella septempunctata (seven-spotted ladybird)
Lineage: Eukaryota; Metazoa; Arthropoda; Insecta; Coleoptera; Coccinellidae
Gene: S6k
Product: ribosomal protein S6 kinase beta-2
Exons: 9
Coding region: 156-1625 (489 amino acids)
Biological process (GO): protein phosphorylation
Molecular function (GO): ATP binding; protein serine/threonine kinase activity
Source: RefSeq, a predicted model, not a curated record
CUACUUUGAUUCUGUGUUUUCGUAAUAGUUUUAACCUAUUUUGUUGUUCACUUUUCAAAGUCGUGCAAUCAGUAAAAAUUUCUAAGAAAGUUGUGCUUUAGAUAAAAUAUUUUGAGUUCCUUGUUGCAAAUGUGAGAUAAGUUAACUUGUGCACCAUGGUAUCGUAUUUCGAAUUUAACGAUGGAGCUAUGGUUCCACUAGAGGACGAUGAAGAGAUUCACGAGGAGUCUUCUGAAGAAGACUAUGUUAUUGAUGAGAAUGCCGAAAUAAACGAAUAUCCUGAUUUGGAGCAAGUUGACAAUCGUUAUCCGGGAGAAAACGUUGAAUCAUGCCUCAUAAACGACAGGUUGGUGGAAGAAUCAGGCAUGAAGAAGGCUGGACCUCAAGAUUUCCAAAUCUUGAAGAUGCUUGGUAAGGGAGGCUACGGUAAAGUGUUCCUGGUGAAAAAACUGAAUGGUCACGAUGCGGGAAGUAUAAUGGGCAUGAAGGUGCUUCGCAAGGCAGCCAUCUUCCGUAAUCGCAAAGAUGCUAUUCAUACAAGGGCCGAAAGAAAUAUUUUGGUGGAGAUCAAGCAUCCGUUCAUAGUUGACCUCAAGUACGCUUUUCAAACAAACGGCAAACUAUACCUGCUUCUGGAAUAUUUACCUGGCGGUGAAUUAUUCACUCAGCUGGAAACUGAAGGCUUAAUAAUCGAAGAUCAGGCAGUGUUCUAUUUGUCGGAAAUUAUUCUGGCCAUCCAGCAUUUACAUAGUAAGGGAAUAAUAUACAGAGAUUUAAAACCCGAGAAUGUCAUGUUAGACAGUCAAGGGCACGUUAAGUUGACUGAUUUCGGCCUCUGCAAGGAGCAUGUCGAACCCACUGAUGUCACCCACACAUUCUGUGGUACCAUUGAAUACAUGGCCCCUGAAGUAUUAUUGAGAAGCGGCCAUGGAAAAGCAGUGGACUGGUGGUCUCUGGGAGCCCUGAUGUACGAUAUGCUGACAGGAUCGCCCCCUUUUACCUCAAACAACCGUAAGCAUACCAUCGAAAAAAUUUUGAGGAACAAAAUCGUCAUUCCCCACUUCUUGACGCCCAACGCUAGGGAUUUGGUAAGGAGGUUGUUGAAACGUCAAGUGAGCGCUCGAUUGGGCUCCGGUCCAGACGGGGCUGAAGCCAUCAAGAGACACCCCUACUUCGCUGGAAUAAAUUGGGACGACGUGUACAACAAGAAAUAUAAAGCACCAUUCGUACCGUCUCUUCAAGGACCGACUGAUGUUUCGAUGUUCGACAGAAGAUUCACGAGCGUUACACCCGUGGACUCCCCCGUUGAUCCUGUCCACGGUUCAGAAAGCUUCAGGAACAUUUUCCAAGGAUUUUCCUACGUAGAACCAACCAUAUUUCCUAGGCAAGUCGAGGAUCCCUAUGAUCAUAGGGACAACCGGAGGAACAACCGUAGAUUGAACGAUUUGUACGAUUUGGAUCAGUUCGGAUCGCCAAAUGCGAGUAGCAGGAGCGUCCUGAUCCAAAGACCGGCACGUUUCGGGUUGCGUCAAAAUCAGCCUGGUCCUUCUCAUAUGCAAAUGGUACCCGAUGAGGAGUUGAUGGAUUAUGCCGGUGCUCCGCCACCGAGGAGGAGUUUUCGAUAAACAUUUUGGAUUAACACCUGUCGAGAGAUUGUAGAACCGCUGAAGGGGUUAUUUGUUGUUCAGCCAAGAAAAGGUAUAUGCCAAUAAAAAAAAAUUGAUAUUAAAUUCGUCAGAAGUGUAGUUUCUCAACCGAAAAUCCCUAUUAAAUGCCAAAUUACCGAAUUUAAAUCUGAUCAAUCUGUCGAAUUUUAAAUAUAUUUUCUGGUUUUCGUGUAAAACCAAGAGCUUCCACUGAUGUUUUGUCAUUUUUUAUCAUUCAUUAAUAACUUGGCUCAGAAGAAUCUUUAAUCCCAAAAACGGUUUUGAUUGACGCUCUUAGGUAGGUUUAGUACAAUUUUAUUUUCAUUUUUUAUUUGCUAUGUUACCACUCGAGUAAAGUUGAUAAAACAUCAAUGUUUCGUUACAUCAGGUUCAAAUUGCUGGUUUUUAUACCUCUUGAAAUAUUAUUCCUUCUAAAAUUAAUUUCUUUAUCGAUGUUCGAAAAGAUUCAUAUUUUAUCAAUUUUUCAGUGAUGUCAUUUCAUUGUAGUCAGGGUUUCAGUAUAGGAUAAUAAAAAUUUUUCAGAAUACAAAACAAGCCUUGAUAAAACCUAAGGUUUUCCCUUCGUUUUAGGAAAAUCUUUUUUGUGAUUUGGUUGAAAUCUUUUAAAACCCUUCCCUUUCAAUUCGGGUAAUUCUAGUGUGAAUCUGUUAGUUUCAACGCCUGUUUUGUAGUCUUUGCAUUUGAACUGAUUUAUUUUUUUUCUGAUAAUAAUACUCAGCUUUGAUUAUUGAUAUUUUCGAGUUGUAAGUUUGAGUUGGCGUCAUGUAAAAUCACAAGUUUCAUCCUAAACUUUCUCAUUUUGCCAAUAAGUUGUCGUCAAUCUUUGACUAUUUUGCGUGGAUGUAAGAGUUUGAAAAUUGAUGCCACUCAAGCGUUGAUAAUUCACCUAACUCGCCUUGCACUCUAUAUUAUGAUCAAUUUUGUAUUUUUAUCUAUAAUAUUUUUUCAUUUAAAACCAUCUUGGGUCAAGGUAAAACUUAUUAGUUGUGAAUGAUAUUCUUAUGAACUAUUAAACUAAAACUCUUUGUUUGAGGUUCUAAUUAUGGAACACUUCAGCACAUCCAUCAUUUGACCUACGUUUGUAUUUUUUUUUCAAAUUAAUUUUUACUCAAGCUGAAUGAAUAGGUGCAGUUUUUAUCUAGUGAUUGUAUUAAUUUUUCCAUUAAUUGAAAUGCUAACAAUCUGAAGUGUUGCAAAUGCAGACCCAUAUGUUUUUUAUUGAAUUUUGUGUAUCCUUAGUUAAAAAGUGUUGUUUGCAAAAUUUUCUCUCUGCUACAUCUGAACUGAAAUCCUAUUAAUUAUGCCUUUGUGGAAAUGUUGAGUAAAGCGUCUCAAUAUCAAUGCUUCAAUAUCUCAUAGGUACUUAAAAUAUCAAUUAUACUCAAAAAAGUUAGAAAUAUUGAGUGAAAAUAUUCAAAUCAAGCAUGUGGGGUUGUUUUAAGGCUGCUUUGACAUAACCCCAAUUUUUUACCAUGUGCAAAAAUGUGUUCAUUACUAAUAGUUAUAUUUUUAAGAUAAGAUGUAAACUUUUAUAUAGGGAAAUGUAAUUUGCAUCAAGAUUGUGCUCUACGCACUAAACAUUUCCAGAGUUGGAACACUACCAAACAUGUCUGAUUUUUUCAAAUUCCGGUUUAUUUUUUUUGAUAUUUUCUUUUCAGGAAUCUUACUCUGAGGCCGUUAGGCAAUCUGAAGGUAUUUUAUUUCACCUUGGACGAUGGUAACUAUCAGCAUUGUUUUAAUAUACCGAUCCAACUCUAGAAGUUACUCAGUAUCAUUGUUGGGGUACUAUAAACAUCGUUUAUAUCAUUAUUUCCUAAUCUUUUCUGUAUUUAUCCUACCUCAAUGAUAUUGUAUUAUCAACGGAAAUUCCAACAAGAGAUGCAAGGUUGGGUACAAUCCAUUUAAAGUUUUGAUGUGUCUUUAGGUAAUAAUAUGAAAAUUUAGAUUAUAAUAAUUUAUUUUUCAUUUUACUCUAUAUGUUGAACGAAAUGUUAGUUCAUUAGAGAUUGUAGUGGAGUUAGUUGGAUUUUUUUUUCAAUGGCUAAUGUAAUUGAUAUCAAGUUCUAUUUUCUCUUUGGAAUAAUUUGGAAAUGUCUUUUUUUUGAUUUUGACUAAGCAGUAUGCUGAAUUGUUAUAAUAUAAUCUUCAUGAAGAGAAUGAAGAUACCAUUGAUAAUUUUGCAUAUACAUAUUUUUAAAAUUAUAUUUAAUAAAAUUGUAAUAAAACUUGAAAAAAUAA